GACUCCUCUUCUCAGUUUCAGACCCACAAUGACUAGCAAGGAGAAGCUUGCGAAUGCGAAGAGCUCCUUGAGAGUGGAACAGUCUGACUGCCUUAUGGGGGCGUUGGUUUUCUUUCAUUUGCAGUUGCGCCGGGAAGCACGCCAGCAGCGAGAAUAUCUUUACCGCAAAGCCCAGGAGGAAAAGCUUCGGGCGAUCCAGGAGAAGAAGGAAAAAAUUAAAAAAGCACUAGAUGAGAACUGCCUCAUCCCCACGGAAUUGCGGAGGGAGGCUCUGGGGCUCCAGAAGGCUCUCGAAUUUGAUGAUGGGGGUGGAGAAGGUGUGAAAAGCCACAUGGACGACGAGUACCGCUGGGCGGGUGUGGAGGAUCCUCGCAUCAUGGUCACUACCUCCCGCGACCCCAGCUCCCGCCUCAAGAUGUUUGCCAAAGAAGUCAAGCUGGUUUUCCCUGGGGCCCAGCGUAUGAACCGAGGCCGACAUGAAGUGGGGGCCCUUGUCCGCGCCUGCAAAGCGAACGGGGUCACCGACCUGCUGGUGGUGCAUGAGCACAGAGGGGUCCCAGAUGGCCUCAUAAUCAGCCACUUGCCAUUUGGCCCCACUGCCUUCUUCACGCUCUGCAAUGUGGUCAUGCGCCACGACAUCCCAGACAUUGGCACCAUGUCAGAGGCACAUCCACACCUCAUCUUUCACAACUUCACUUCCCGUCUUGGGCAGCGGCUCACCAGCAUUCUCAAGUACCUGUUUCCAGUGCCCAAAGAUGAUAGCAAACGGGUCAUCACCUUUGCCAACCAAGAAGACUACAUCUCCUUCCGGCACCACGUCUACAAGAAGACCGACCACCGGAACGUAGAGCUUACAGAGGUUGGGCCAAGGUUUGAGAUGAAACGUGAUGAACUAAAAACCUAGAGCAAGGGAAGAAAAGAAGUAUUUGAAGAAGGAAUCUCUCAUGGAUGCCUUAGCUGGGAUUCCUGCAUUGCAGGGGCUUGACCCUUGGGGUCCCUUCCAACUCUAUGAUUCUGUGAAAUAAAACAUUUCUGCACUGCUCAAACACACUUCAUUCUAGCACUGCCCUUGGUGAAUGAGAGAGUCACAAGGAUGCAUUUUAUUGAUUCCCUUAUUAAAUGUAUAUUCCGCCCUUGCUUUUGAAGGAGCCCAGGGUAGUAAGCUCAUCCAAAAGAAAAGCAUUAUAAAAACAUUGUUUCAUCCGGUGAUGAAACAGCUGCCUGUAGAUGACCUGGGGCAAGACAAGAAGGGAAGAGUUCUCUUAUUCUUAAAAUAAGCAGCACUAUGGUUAGAUCUAGGGGGAAAUAAAAUUAUAUCGCUAUACAUAGAUGGAGUGAGCCUUAGUGGGCAGGGUUGCUAGGCUGGUUUUCCAACACCAAGUGCAAAGGAGCAAGGGGGGGGGGCUUGGUCCAAGUGAGGUGGUGGGAACAUCAGAUGGGCUCUACUGGGCCACAUGGGCCAUACCAAGCUCCCUGCUGCUUUGCUCCUCCUCUCAGGAACCAGGAGUGACUUCUGGUGUGUCAGCAACAUAGCCCCUGCUGCUCCUGCUCCUCCUGCCGCUGCUGCUGCAGAGUAAGAACAGAGGACUUUGCCUCGUUGACUUCUAGCAUAUUUAUGUUUAGGGUUUUGUCUGUUGUGUACCUAAGAGAAACAGCCCAGACAUUUGAGCCAAGGGAAGACCCAUUUUGCUACAAAGGAAAUUGAAUUCUCCCUGCUUCUAUAAAUUAAGGAUGCCAAGCACAUGUGAAUAAUUUCUUAUUUGCAUAACUUUUUAUGUACAUUUUGGUCAUUUUGUAUCCUCCUGAAGUCGUGCUUACUAUGGGAAAUCAUAUUCAAAAGAUGCAAUUCCUUAUGAGGCUACACUAAAUAUUGCCUGCACAUUUUCAAGCACAUCUUCAGUCCCAAUGGCUAGAAACUUGGUGUUUGUUUAUGUGUGUUUUGUAAAGUGAAAGCCAAGGUUCUUAGGAAUCUGGUUUUUUUACAUUCA
Podarcis raffonei (Aeolian wall lizard) is the source of this 1988-nucleotide messenger RNA. RefSeq names its product IMP U3 small nucleolar ribonucleoprotein 4 (gene IMP4). The coding region runs from base 29 to 904 and encodes 291 amino acids. Gene Ontology annotation, biological process: rRNA processing. The transcript is spliced from 9 exons. Gene Ontology annotation, cellular component: nucleolus; small-subunit processome; Mpp10 complex. Gene Ontology annotation, molecular function: rRNA primary transcript binding; snoRNA binding. Lineage: Eukaryota; Metazoa; Chordata; Lepidosauria; Squamata; Lacertidae. The record is from RefSeq and is a predicted model, not a curated record.